Messenger RNA from Pleurotus ostreatus (oyster mushroom), 3213 nucleotides. RefSeq lists its product as uncharacterized. The record is from RefSeq and is a predicted model, not a curated record. NCBI's taxonomy places the organism in Eukaryota, Fungi, Basidiomycota, Agaricomycetes, Agaricales, Pleurotaceae. The transcript is spliced from 14 exons. Gene Ontology annotation, molecular function: phosphopantetheine binding. The coding region runs from base 1 to 3213 and encodes 1070 amino acids.
AUGACUGCGCUUCCUCCAACUGAUGGCUCUCUGUUGCUCUCGCAAACAAUCGACUUCCACCUCAAAUGCAAUCCGACGUUUCCCAUGUAUGUGUUUGUAGAGGAGGGUUCAGAGCGCGUAAUAGUUGUUACCUUUCUGGAGUUUGCAAGAGCAUGUCACCGCGUCGCCCACCAUGUGCGCCCCAGAGCCUCACCCCAACAACUUGGUCAAGUAGUGGCUAUAAUUGCGUCCUGCGACACAAUUGUUUACCAAGCGCUGGUCUUGGGGUGUAUAAAAGCAGGCCUGGUGCCUUUCCCUAUCUCCCCUCGAAAUUCGCCUCUUGCAGUAAUCGGGUUAUUGAAGGCCGUGGAUUGCCAUCGUAUUCUGGGCACGAAUACAUCACUGAAGGGCCUAUUUGCAGGCAUUCGAGCGGAAGUUGAUAAAGACGAUGAAACCUUCUCCGUGAGCAUCGAGGAGAUCCCCUCUUUAAGGGAGGUGUAUCCCCACCUUGGCCAAGAACGGGCCGGUGACGCAUUUUCUCCCUACCCAGAACAUCUUACAACAGCAGGUCUAAGUAGCAUAGCUCUAUACCUGCAUUCAUCUGGAAGUACGGGCUUUCCGAAGGUCAUCCCGCUCACCCAGUUGGCCAUUUUACAAUGGGCUGCCCUCCCAAGUGUAGCGGACAUAAAACACUCCUCGCAUCGGUUUGGGAGCAUGGCGCUUCCCUCAUUUCAUACGCUCGGCAUCUACUUUCAAGUGCUAUGCCCCAUUUUUGCUGGAGUGACAGCGGGAGUUUAUCCACCGACAAUGACGUCGGCUUCGGCGACGCCCAUUAUGCCUACCCCAGAUAACAUCUUGGAUCAUGCGCGCCGUGUUCAAUGCGAUGUGAUUGUGGUUCUCCCGACACUACUCCAAAUCUGGUCUCACUCGCCUGACACCCUCGAAUAUCUCAAAUCGCUUUACCUUAUUGUUUGGUCUGGUGGUUCUCCCCCGCAGAAAGUAGGAGACGCUCUUGCGGCGGCUGGGGUGGCUUGCCGCUCGUUGUAUGGCUCGACCGAAUUUGGUGCUCCUCUCCGUUGGCUCUACAGAGAUGAUCUAAACGAUUGGGAAUAUAUGCAAUUCCCAGAGAGUGAUCAUUUUCGUUGGAUUCCUCAGGGCGCUAGAAGAUAUGAACUCCACAUCCUCUCAAGCAAAAUAGGACAUAUCAACGUGCCCAACUUGCCGGAUAAUGGUUAUGCGACAUCAGAUUUGUUCGAGAAGCAUCCUACGAAGGGUAAUCUGUGGCGAUUAGUUGCCAGGGUGGACGAUCUGAUAGUGCAUGCGACUGGCGAGAAGACGGUGCCCACGCCGAUGGAAACGAUUAUUGGAAGCCAUCCAGCAAUCCAAGGUGUUGUUAUGUUUGGCGAACGCCAAAUCCAACCUGGAGUCCUCAUUGAACUGAGGGAUCGCACUCGUUAUCCCAAAUCGGACGAGGAACUUGAGUCGCUUCGAAACUUCCUCUGGCAAACGAUCGAAGAAGCAAAUAGUACUGCCCCUACCUUUAGCCGUAUCUACAAGGAUAUGCUUUUGUUCGUCUCUCCGGACAGACCUCUCCCUCGUGCAGGGAAGGGAACCGUCAUGCGUAAAGCUGCCAUAACUCUCUACGCUGAUGAUAUACAGAAGCUAUACGACACUAUUGAUGCUGGAGUAAGCUCCAGCACUGUCAAGGAUCCUGAAGAUUGGUCACCCGAAGGUCUGCGCACUUGGCUUACGGCACAGAUACUAGAUUUGAGGCCAAAUAAUACCUUGCCCGUGGAAGGAGACUUAUUUGAAGAAGGGUUCGAUAGCCUGUCCGCAACGCAGCUACGCCACCGUAUCGCUGCAGCACUGCGUUCUGAUCCAGCUGCUCUUCGGCAAAGCAUUGACAUUUCGCAGACCUUGGUCUAUGACAAUCCCUCCGUCGGGAAAUUGGCAGAUACCUUGUCUAGUUUGGCGUCUGGGCGUGUUCCGUCCACUGAAGACAGAGCGUCCCGCAUCGAGGCUAUGAUCCAGCUGAACACCUCAAAGCUUGAGCCCAUCAAACCGCCUAGCGAUGUCGUAAGUAGUGGUGCGACGGUACUGUUGACGGGCUCGACUGGGGGACUUGGCUCACAGCUGCUUUGUGCGCUGUUGAAAAACGACUUCGUCCAGCGAGUUUUCACCUUCAACCGCAACGCUUCUACUCCUGCCAGUGUCAGACAACGGAUCUCUUUCCUUGACAAGGGAUUGGAUGUGUCGUUGCUAGCGUCUCCUAAGCUGGUUCCUCUUGAAGGCGAUUUAACGAAACCUUAUCUCGCAUUAGAGCAGGAUAUGUACGAUAAUCUGCGAGAUUCUGUAACAAUCGUUAUACACAACGGAUGGAGACUUGACUUCAACCUGUCACUUCCAUCCUUCGAACCGCUCGUCGCUGGAACGAGGAACUUAGUCAACAUGGCAAGGACCGGGCCUCGAGCGUCGACAAUCCGAUUCCUAUUCAUGUCCUCCAUAUCCUCAGUGCAAUCAUGGCAAGGCGACGGACUUGUUCCAGAAGAUAUCAUACCCGAUGCUAAUGUCGCCAUUGGUGCUGGUUACGGCGAAUCAAAAUAUGUUGUGGAAAGGAUUCUUGCUGCCAGUGGGAUACAAGCAUGCUCGUUACGGAUAGGGCAGAUAUGUGGUGGCGAACCCAAUGGUGCCUGGUCAUUCACGGACUGGGUCCCCAUCCUCGUGAAGUCCAGUAUCGCUCUCAAGGCCCUGCCUGACUCCCAGGGCACUGUGUCGUGGAUCCAGAUGGAUUGCGUCGCGCGAGUUGCCCUUGAUAUCGCUUUCUCCCAGUGCAGCAGGUUGCCUUUGGUCGUGAACAUCGUACAUCCUCGACCCGUUACUUGGACCUCAGUGUUCACAGCCAUCCAACAAGCCUUGCAUGCAAAUACUCAAGGCCGCAUCACCCUGCCAUUGAUCCCCUUCAAAGAAUGGCACGAGUUGCUGCAGACACAUGCCAUGGGGGCAGAUGAGAAGACCAUCCUUCAGAUUCCUGCCGUCAAACUUCUUGAUUUCUUCGGCCACAUUGCCAAUGCCCCUGGGGAAACGAAAGGCGCGAGGGAAAGUGGCGGUCUGCCAGCACUAUCGGCAGCGAAGGCGCAGGAAUUAAGCCCUUCGUUAAGGGAAGCAAAAGAUGUGGCGGGUAUGAGUGUCUUGAAGUGGUUGGGAUACUGGAUUAAUGGAGGCCUAUUUACCUGA